Molecule: messenger RNA, 1926 nt
Organism: Gastrolobium bilobum
Lineage: Eukaryota; Viridiplantae; Streptophyta; Magnoliopsida; Fabales; Fabaceae
Exons: 3
Coding region: 1-1926 (641 amino acids)
Source: RefSeq, a predicted model, not a curated record
AUGCGAGGUAAAUUACUAGAAUUUCCACUUGACUUGGAGAUUACAAAAACAGAAAAGAGAAACAGAAAACUUGCUCGGAAGAAGCUUUCAUUCAACGAGUUAGGAAUUCUGUCUGAAGAAGCACACAUCAUGGCAGGAAAUAAUGAAGCAGACAAUCCACUCAUGGAUACCAUUCUGGCUCCAUCAUUCAACAGUCCCAAUUCGAGUAUUAUUCAUCCUGAAGUUGGCAACAAUAAUUGGGAGCUCAAGUCUGUUAAUAUUCAAUUGGUUGAGAGAGCUCAGUUUGGUAGAGAGGAUGAUGAAGACCCUCAUCGGUUCAUAGACAGAUUUCUGAUGAUCUGUGACUCGACUAAACAUCUUCAGGUUUCCAAUGACGCGAUCCGACUGAGAAUGUUUCCUUUUGCUCUUAAAGGAAAGGCUUUGAACUGGUUGGAAAGGCAGCCUGCGAGAAGUAUUCCCUCGUGGGAAAAUUUAUCAAACAAGUUCUUUUUUGAGUUCUUCUCGAUGGAAAGAUACAAUCAGAUGGUGAAUGACAUCACCAAUUUCACUCAAGCUGAGGGUGAAACUAUGUGUGCAGCAUGGAACCGAUUUAAAGAUCUAAUGAGGAGAUGUCCUCAUUAUCCCAUGACCAAUGGUGAUCAGGUCCGAAUCUUCUUCAACGGAUGCAAACCUGAAAUCCGGAUGGUGCUGAAUGGUGCAGCAGGUGGAAGGUUGACAGCCAAGCCUAAGAGAGGUAUUCUUCACUUAGACAACAAUGAUGCAGUAUUGGCUGAAAAUAAAUUGUUAUCACAGCAAAUGGCAAAUUUGACAUCGAGGCUUGAUAAGAUGCAGCUCUCUAGUGUCCAAGCUCAAGCUGCUUCAGUUGUUUGUGAGUACUGCAAGGACAAUCAUGAAUCUAAUGAAUGUCCUUCCUUGUUAUCUGUCGAUCCUCCCCAACAAGUGCAUGUAAAUGGCGUGUGGUAUGAUCAGAGACCCCCACCACAAAAUGUUCCAAAGAAUCAGAAUUUUCCUUCUGGAAACAAUAACUUCCAAAUGAGGGUGCAAGGUACUGGUCUUGAUUUCAAGUCCAAUAAUUAUUUACAACCACCACCGGUUCAGCCUAAGGAACCUUCUAAUUUAGAGAAGCUAGUGGGACAGAUGGCCCAACAUUCUAAUUCUUUCAUGGAAGAGACUCGGGCAAACACCAGGAAUACACAAGCUUCUAUCAGAAAUUUGGAGAAUCAAAUUGGCCAGAUAGCUAAACAAAUGGCUGAAAGAGCUCCAGGAACCUUUCCUAACAAUACAGUUACUAAUUCGAAGGAGGAUUGUAUGGAUAUCACUACUAGAAGUGGUAAAGUGGUAGCAGCUCCAACAAAGUCAAACACAAAUGUGGAAGCUGAUGAAAAGUUUAAGGAGCCAGAAAAAGAAGUGGUAAUUCUUUCUGAAGUUGAGAAACCUGUUCAGAAAAGUGAAGAAGAGGAGCCACCAAUUAUUGUUGAAAAGAAGAAAUUUAAGCUGAAUCCUGAAUAUGUGAGAGCUAUGGCACCUUACCCAGAACGAUUCAAGAAAUAUGCUCAGAAGCAGCAAUAUGUAAGAUUUCUUGAUAUCUUCAAGAAGUUGCAUGUGAACAUACCUUUUGCUGAAGCUUUGGCUAACAUGCCCAACUAUGCCAAGUUCAUGAAGGACUUAGCAUUAUGUGAUCUUGGGGAAAUUAUUAAUCUGAUAUCGUUAUCUGUGUGUAAAUAUCUGGGAAUUACUGAGUUAAAACCAACUAUGGUUUCUCUUCAACUGGCUGAUAGAUCUUUGAGGAGACCAAGUGGUAUUAUUGAACAUGUGCUUGUUAAAGUGGAUAAAUUCAUCUUCCCAUCUGAUUUUGUGGUAUUAGACUUGGAAGAGGGUACUGAGAUGCCUUUGUUAUUGGGUAGACCUUUCUUGGCCACUGCUUGA